AUGGAGGUUCUCAUCGGCAAUAGAGAAGUAUUACUUACAACACACAAGACGUAUCGUGAUGACGGUGAGGGCGGGGUAAGGUCGGUAGCGGCGUACACACCUUUCUGCAACUACCUGGCUGCCUGUGCGGAGCACGGUCCAAUGCCGUCAGCCUUCAUUGUCCGAAACAUAAGACGCAUCGCUCAGCGUGUGGUGGGUGUUAUUAUGGAUGUCGAAUGCGAAACACAGAGUGGGAAGGUUGUCCAGACGGUAGACCUCUGCGAUUCUACCCCUGUUGUACUGCUCCCCAUUGCCAUCGUGAAUGAUACGAAGUACGCCUUGCUUGUCCGCCAACGUCGUGUAUCUGCUGGAUGCAAAUUCACCGUUGAGGCGUUCUGCGGAGCGGAGGAUUGCGAUGGCACCAUCACGUGGACAAAUGGUGAACUUCUAACGCGGUUAGGCUUUGAUCUUAACAGUGUUGAGGUGCUGAGUCAAGUUAAAUAUACUGUGGGGAAUGAGGGGACUGCACCUUACAAGGUUUGCUCUGCCAGCGUGUUGAUGGCGCCGGAGAUAUUUCAGGGGGUGCAGGAAAGUGCAAAGGGUGCAGAGACUUCAUUUAUUGCGGUACCAUUGGAAGAGGUUAUGUUCGCUGUGAGCGAUGCCAAGGCGGGUCUCGCUGCGUCGCUGGUGUUGGCCGAGCCAUUGGAAUAG
This is a messenger RNA of Trypanosoma grayi, 690 nucleotides long. RefSeq lists its product as hypothetical. The coding region runs from base 1 to 690 and encodes 229 amino acids. NCBI's taxonomy places the organism in Eukaryota, Euglenozoa, Kinetoplastea, Trypanosomatida, Trypanosomatidae. The transcript has a single exon. The record is from RefSeq and is a predicted model, not a curated record.